Bicyclus anynana (squinting bush brown) is the source of this 1312-nucleotide messenger RNA. Its product is annotated as ionotropic receptor 21a-like. The transcript has a single exon. The record is from RefSeq and is a predicted model, not a curated record. NCBI's taxonomy places the organism in Eukaryota, Metazoa, Arthropoda, Insecta, Lepidoptera, Nymphalidae. Bases 468 to 1226 code for a protein of 252 amino acids.
UAAGGCUUGAGCAUCAUAUAAUAAUAAAUGCGUCAUGCCAAAUUGUCUAGUUAUCACUAAACUGAAGACGAUCACAAAAAGCACGAUCCGACUUAUAGUUUUGGUGUGAUUGUGCGGAAAAUAAAGUCAGAAUUUAGAGUCUGCAGUAAGUCCAUAUACCUUCCAGGUUUUCGUUACCUUACGAGUAUGAUGUACGCUCAACGUCAUUUAUGUAUGUAGAUAUGUAUUUUUUAGCAGUCUCUAAGAAUUGCUUUCACUACCUCGAACCACAAUACGUUGAUUGUAGAAUGACUUCAUAAAAAAUUAAAUUUCAAUCAUAACACCUGUUCCGUGAUAUUUUAUUGAUCAAGGUUCAUGAAAACUUAUAAAAGACAGUGGUGUAUACGGAGUUUCACCAUAUCUAUUACUUGUGGUAUACAAAAUAACACCUACAUUGACCUUCAUUUGUAAAUAUUCUAAAUUUUAAAAUGAAAGCCUUAUUAAUUUUGGUAUUUGGAAUCUUAUAUCAUUUAGCUUUAGGUGACUAUAAUGAUAACUAUCAAUUGAUACUUGGCCCAAAAAGAUUGUUUACUAAUGAUAAUAAUCUGCGUGCAAAUAAUAAAUAUAUAAAACUAAGUUCCGAAAAAGUAGUUCAAAGAAAUGAUGGAAAGAAAAGUCACGAAAAUUUACACACAGGAUCCAAAAAAAGACUGGUCGACCCUGUAUUCCAUGGACACCCAAAAACUAAGGAAGAAGUAUGGCAUGAAAACUUUCUUAAUGAAAGUAAAAUCUUUGAUCAAAAUCCGUCACUUAUUAAAUUAAUUCAUAAUAUAACUUUAACUUAUUUGAGUGAGUGUACAACGGUAAUUCUAUAUGAUGAUCAAAUAAAAUCCCACGAAAGCCAACUGUUCCAAGAAUUAUUCGAAAGUUUUCCUGUAACUUUUGUCCAUGGAUACAUAGAUGAGAAUGAUCGUGUACAAGAACCUAGAUUGUUACAAGCUAAUCAAGAAUGCCUUCAUUUCAUUUUAUUUCUUACUGAUGUUCAAAAAAGUGGUAAGGUCUUGGGGAAACAAUCCGAAAGUAAAGUUAUAGUUGUUGCAAGAUCUUCUCAAUGGGCAGUGCAAGAAUUUUUAUCAGGGCCUGUAUCGAGAUUUUUUAUUAAUCUACUUGUUAUCGGGCAGAGCUUCAUAGAUGAUGUUCAUUUGGUAAGAGCAUUUAUAACGAUUUUAAGUGAUUUUUUUUUAUAAAAAUAAAUUACCCUAUCAACCAUAACGUUCUUGAAAUUAACGUGUUGAAUGUCCCUUCUUCCAUCAUCAUCGUCAUCAUCAACCCA